AUGGCUCCAAAACAAUGGGCAGCCACAACGGAAACGCAAACCGAAGAGAUUGAGCCGGACUUUGAAGAAAUUCCGGAUAAGGAGAAACCGGAACUUCUGCCACCGGAGGCCAAAUUAGAAGCUGCACAGAACGAAAUCCUACUGGCAGCUCAACGAGAUCAGCCCAAACAGGAAGAUGAUGGAUAUGAUGACCCCUAUCAACUGCCUGACUAUACAGGGACUUGCCAGUUUUGUGGGGAGUCCGCACCUGACUUCAAAAUGGAGGGUCGCAUUGAGGAGCACUACAGAACGUCUUGUGUGUGUAUGACCAGAUGCCGUUACUGUUCCAAAAUUGCUUUGGUAGCUCAGUUGGAUGAACAUCUCAUCAAUCGCUGCUCUUUUCUGGCCGGACAAAUGGUUCCAUGUGAUGCUUGUGGAAUGGCCAUCGACGUUGCAGACAACGCUAAUGGAAUGAAACACCCAAUGUGCAGAGGCAAGACGACCAUGUCGCCUUUUAGGGCUGUGUCCGCAACGAGCAGAAGACUUCCUCCAAAUGGCGCCAUAUGGUGUCCGCUAUGCUCGGUGGCUGUUGACGACACGAAACAGGCAUGGAAAACACAUUUGCGAGAGGUUUGUUACAAUAAUCCAAGGAGAGACGGGCCUGAUCCAGUUCCUCCAGUACAACCGAAUAUUCCCACUGAAAAGAAGCCAACUCGCCCGAGUUCAACAGCAUCUGCAAAGUCGGCAAGUAAACGACGCAUGAUCGACGCCGAUAAAUUGGUAGCUGCUUUGCAGGCUGUACAGAUAAAGAAGAAGGAAGCGGCCAAGAAGAAGGCAGUAGCAGCAGCAAGUGGCGGAACACCAACUACUGUCACCAACUGA
Molecule: messenger RNA, 861 nt
Organism: Haemonchus placei
Lineage: Eukaryota; Metazoa; Nematoda; Chromadorea; Rhabditida; Trichostrongylidae
Source: the annotation of a GenBank genome assembly